Dinoponera quadriceps is the source of this 8567-nucleotide messenger RNA. It is a transcript of the gene Enoph, whose product is annotated as enolase-phosphatase E1. Gene Ontology annotation, cellular component: nucleus. Gene Ontology annotation, molecular function: zinc ion binding; acireductone synthase activity; magnesium ion binding. The record is from RefSeq and is a predicted model, not a curated record. NCBI's taxonomy places the organism in Eukaryota, Metazoa, Arthropoda, Insecta, Hymenoptera, Formicidae.
UUAUAAAUUAAAUUACUGAAAGUAAUAAGAAAUAGAAAUAUCGAAGAGAUAAAUUAUCUUUAGUAGCAAGCGUAACCUCAAAAAUCCAUUAAUGCCAAUAUUUGAAAGAGAUAUGUGUUUGUAUAAGGAAAGAUUAUUAUUUUAUAAUAUCCACGACGAAAAGUUGUAAAAUCACCUUAGGAAACAUCAGGAAAUGCUAUGUAUAAUUUAUGAAAGUAUUAAGAUGGAUAACUUAAACAAUAAACUGAUAUGCCAUUUGUGUUGUAUAAAAAUUGAAGAAGAUGAGUUAAUAGAAAUCUUUGAUGAGAUUAAUUUGACACAGAAAAUAAAUGACACAUUAUCGCUCAAGGUUUCACCAGAUGAUGAUUAUUCGAGAUAUAUAUGCUUGGACAGUUACGAAAAGGUUAUCAAGCACUAUGAAUUUAUGCAAAACAUCUUGAAACUAUCAAAAGAAAAUAUCAGUACAACAAAAAAUAACUCUUUGUGCGAACUUAAUAAGAAUAAAAAAAUAGAAAUGGUUUCCAAACUACACGACAUGAUAUACACAUGUCCCAAUUGUAAUAUAGAUUUAAUGAUCAUAAUAAGCAAUAAUCUUGAAGAUAUCAAUUGUGCAGUUCAAAUCACACUAGCUGCUGUAGAUCAAAUGGGGAAAUCGAUAAAGGAAGAAGACACGCAAAUACCUAAAAAUACAAUAUAUCAUGAUAAUACCUGUAUGCAAAAGUCAAGUAUAAUAGAUGAUGAAACUACAGCAUGCAUUGUAAACGAAUGUAUCAAUGAAGAAUGCAAAAGCUCGUUAGUCUUAUAAGAAGCUAAUUCUAUAGAUGCUUAUAUUAUGUAUCCAAGUAAAAAUAUAUUGUAUGAAAAAAGAAAAGAUGCAAAGGAAGGAUGUCAGAAAAAUAUUAUUCUUGAAACAGAGAAUAAUCUUAGCGAGUUGAAACUAAAAAUAGAAGAAAAUACAAUAACAAACAAACCUGAUGCAAAUUUGCAGAAUUUUGAUUACGAUAGUACAGAUAAUUUGAUAAAAAUCGAAUCAGUAAACGACAGCGUAAAUAUUAAUUUAAAAAAUAUCGAGACGGUAAAUGACGACGCGAAUGAUUUGAUGGAAAUUGUGUCAGUAAAUGGCAACAUGGAUCUUGACGAGAAAGUAGGCGGCAAAGAGGAUGAUGGUAUAGUGUACACGACUGAAACAGAGAGAGAAUGUGUUGACGAGGAUUCUACGAAAUGCGAGGAUAUCAAUACUAAAAGUUGCCCGAAGAUCAUAUGCGACUUAUGCGGGACACAUUUCCGUCACAUGAAAAGGCAUGAACUGAACAAAAUGGAUAAGUUCGUCUGCACGGUAUGCGAGAAAGAGACUAGCAAUGAGAGUUUGUUGUGGAGUCGUUAUUUCUACGCGCACAAGAGCUCCGUGCGCAUGGAACGCAAUAGAACGUUCGCGAGGAAGACGAAACUGAAAAGCCAUCAGAAAAUAUGCAAGCAUUUCGAUAUGAAUAAUCAGAAUGUCAGGCGGAAACGAAAAUCUAUAAAUUGCACUCUCUGCAAAAGCCCGGUAACGGACUUAGGUCCGAAGGCUAUUAACGACCUGGUAAUGUGCAACGAUUUCGCCUUGUCACUCAUGGUCGGAUGAGGAGGGGUUCGCUGCCGAAUAUACAUCGCUAUCAAUCCUACGGUCGUGGACGUGUCGUUCGUGGAAAUGGCCGGGGAAAAGCGUACCCAGGAUCAGGGGGAGACCUUAACCGCGAGCACGGUGCUCGUCGACAUCGAGGGCACCACCACAAGCAUCAGCUUCGUCAAGGAGACCCUCUUCCCCUAUGUGCGCCAAAAUUUGAAAAAUUAUAUCGAGUCAAAGUGGGAGGAUGAGGAGUUCAAGAAGGAUUAUGAAAAGUUAAAAGAACAGGCAAAAAAGGAUGAAGAAGAAAAGUUAGAUGGCUUUGUAGCGAUUAAUGGUGAUAAGCCUGAAGAAGAAAAAGAUUCACUUUUGAAAAAUAUUUUAUGGCAAAUGGACAAUGAUCGUAAGACGGGUGCAUUGAAGCAAUUGCAAGGACAUAUGUGGUUACAAGCAUAUGAAACAGACGCAGUUAAAGCUCACGUUUAUGAAGAUGUCCCUAAAGCGCUUGAAUCGUGGACGAACGAUGGCAAAAAAAUAUACGCCUAUUCAAGUGGCAGUGUUGAAGCACAAAAACUCCUCUUUGGACAUGCCGAACAUGGCGAUAUGCUUAAGUAUUUUAGUGGCUUUUUUGACACAGAAGUAGGCGCAAAGCAAGAAAUUGACAGCUACAAAAAUAUUUUAAGCAAAAUCAAUGAAAAACCAUCCAAUGUUGUAUUCCUUACUGAUGUCGUAAAAGAAGCCGCAGCUGCCAAGGAAGCGGGUUUAUCGUCAGUCAUCGUGGUACGUGAGGGUAAUGCCGCCCUGACCGAUGAAGAGAAAACUACGUUUACGACUGUUAACUCCUUCUUGGAUUUGACAUUUCAAACGUCUGCGAAGCGACAAAAGUUAGAAACAGCAGAUGAAAAAGUUGACGAAGGUACGACUGAUGUCAGUGAGCCAAUGGAUACUUCGGAGGAUGUAGAAAUGUCCGACGUCAGUGAUAAAAAAGUCGAAAAGAAUGAUGCGAAGGAAGUAACCGAAACAGAAACAACUGAGCAUGUGAAGAGUCAGUCGUCGGAAGACGCUUCGACUUCCUCAGCACAAAAGGAAGAACCUAUGGUGGUUGUGAAAGAUUCUUCGAAUACCGAACAGGAAGCCUUGGCUUCAGAAACGAUGGAAACUGAUGUAAAAUCCGAAGAUACAAACGAAAAAAUGGAUUCCUCUGAAAGCACAGAACAAACUGCGAAAGAUGACGUCGUGGCAUCAGUUGCAAAAGACAGCGAUAAAGUCGCUGUGCCAGAAAAGACUGAAGAAAACUCAGAUACAGCUGCAACUGAAGUCACCACUCCCGUUGCCGAUGACUCCAUGGAUACGUCCGUGCCAGAGUCUAUAUCAAAGUCUGAAAGUGCUUCCACGUCUACCGAGAAAAAGACUGAAGAAUCCGCGGACGUCGUGAAGGAUACACCGCCUGAGAUUGUCGAUAAAGCUCCAACGGCUGAAAAUGAUAAAAAGGAGGAUGACGUUGGUCCAGAGACACAAAUCUGCGACAAAAAUAUAGCAGACAAAUCCGAGGAAUCCUUAGCAACGGAAAAGGAUGAGAUAAAGGAAGAGUCAAAACCUGUUUCCGGCACGUCCGAAAACGAGAAAGAUUCUGCAAAGAGUGGACCAGAAGAAGUAGCCAAAACAGAGACGACUGCAGACGUCACUGAAAAUGGAGAAACUACGGAGGUAACUGUGGAAAAAACUACAGUACCGCCAACAGUAACAGAACCGGAAGCAACAACCAGUACGACAGACGCGAAGAGAGAAGCGUCCCAGUCGAACGAAGUACCUCUGGAAAAGACUGUAGAGGUUGCUGCGGAACCUGAAAAGGUUGAUGAAAAGAUACCGCAAGGCAUGGAAACUGAAGAGUCGGCGUCUGACGCCGAGAAAUGCGAGAACGAAGCUACGAAGCAGGAAGCAACAAACGAGACAGUGAAAGAAGAGAAUGUGGUGGACGUGAAGGACAAAAAUACAGUGGAUUCAGAAAAGCAAAAACUCAACGGUACCACACAAAAUGGGAAUACGGAGGUGCCAGUGUUGGAUGACAAAUUGCACAGUAACGGACUGAACGAGGGGACGUCGAAGGAGACUACGAGCGAAGACGCGGCGACGGCGUCGACGGCAGCGGCGGCACAAAAUGGCGAGGCCGAGAGUUCGUCGGAAAGUAGUGAAUCCAUAAAAGUUAAAAAGGUCGUCGAUUCCGCUGUGGCCGACGGUGCCGGAGAACCCGAUGUUGUUCCUCCUGUAGUCGUAGCGACGUCUUAACUUUGUUCUUAUACAGUUUAAGGAGCCCUUCAUGCAUAACCCCAAUCCACAAGUACUUAUUCGCAGGUAUAAACUGAUAAAUUGAUUCCAUAUACUUUACGUAAAACGUACCACGUCGAAGAUGUAACGCGCUAUUUAAGAUGCAGUUCGUAAAACUACCGUUCGUUUCGACGACUAUAACGAGACAAAAAAAAAGAGAAAGGAGUAGGAGGAUAAUACGAAAGACGCAACGUAUUUCAGAUUCGAUUGUCCUUUAGAUGUUACGAUAGCUGUACAUUUUAAUUUUCUUUAUGAUGGCUGACUUCUGUUUGUAUGGUGCCGAUGUCGUUAACGUUUUAUGUUAACUCGUAUACGCCGAGUGAUAUUGUCCUAUAUCACAAAAACCGGCUUCUAUCGUUAGUUUCUUCGCGUUUGCUUUCUCCAAUAACGAUCUGCCUUCGAUCAUUACGACACUUUUUACAAGCGAAGGCAGUGACUUAUUACAAUUAAACACGCAGAACUUUCUUAGCUGUAAUCUCGCGCGUGAUCGGUCUAGAAGUAAUCGAACGUGUCAUCCCCGUUGUAAUCGAUUACUACGUGUUUUUGAAAGUUUUUUUUUUUUUCUCAAAUACUACUAUCACUCUUGACAACACAAGUAUUGACAUCUUUUUUAUACCGCCUAAACAGAAUUGAUUGUACGUGGAAACUGAUAGAAUAGGUAAUUCCAACAUAGUUGCAGUGCGUUAAAAUGUCAACUGUAUCUGUGCCAAAUGAAUUCGACGGUUUGUGAAGUCCCUCUCUUGCUUCCUCAUUUUACGUCUUAGGCUUUCUUUUUCUUUUAAUACGAUGUAUGAUAUUGAGGAAUCCGAUAGAUGUUUUAUUGCUGCAACCAUGAAAUGUUGACUUAAUUAUUUCUUAAGACUGAAUUGGUAACUCCUCGAGCAGUCGCUGACUUUAGAUUAUAUAAUAGAUUUUUGUCGCAUACAACUCCUUCUUAAUUUUGUGAACUGAUAAACAAUACAUUUCGAGUCUAACUCGAGAUUGUUAUUGUAAAUACAUCGUGCAGUCGAUUACAUUAGUUUUGCUCAUCGCGUUUUUAUUAAGGUAAUUAGGAUUUUUUUUUAAAUAUUAGCGCUUCUUGCAUCGAUACGCUUUCGGCUAUCGUUUUGUCUGCCUAACAUGGUUCACGUAAUGUAAUUUUCUUUCUUAAUGACGUUGACACAGAAGCGUUAACGAGUUACGUUGCGAAACGUCAUUUGUCUCAAAGAGAUUUAAACUCUCUUUUAUCUUCGAUUAGUAUCAAAGUAUUUCGCGACUUGGUUCGCAAUUGCUCAAUGUAAGAGGCGAAUGGUUCUCGUUGAUUACAUGAGACUCAAGUUUAGUAAUUUGUGGUGUUUUCGUAAUGUAAUCGAUUAAUUGAAAAUUAAGUAAAUUUUUACAUUUGUGAUUAAAUCGCUUAUAGAGAUAUCACAUAAAUUAUAUUAUCAAACUUUCAACUUUUAAUCGUGUAAUCAAUUGGACACAUUCUCUUCUACGUUGACGUGAUUUCGAAACACGACGUGAUUUCGAAAUACUCGUGGAAAAGCAUAUCGAUUCGUAGAUUUACUCUGUCAUUCCUAUAAACUAACGAACUAAAUGAUUGAAUGUUUGCGCAAAGUCUACAUGUAUAACUUUUACAUUAUUGCUUUGCACGUAAACUAAGUUAGAUAAAGAUUGAGCAUUUUUUUCGCUGCCUGUUGACAUAAGGAUUAUUUGAUUUCUCAAAAUUUUCGGAAACAUAUAUACAUAUAUAUGUUUCUAUAUAAUUUUUCUAAAUAUAUCGGAAAUUUAGAUAAAUCAACAGGAAAAGAUGACUUGUGAUUUGAAAUAUAAAAUGUUUCGAAUGAAAAUAGAAAUAAGCGUCUACAAAAAGACAGCUGUCCAUCGGGGAAAGAAAAGAAGAAAAAAAACUUGAGUAGAUAAAAGUAAAGGCAAGCAAACAUUGCUUUGUAUCGUCUAGUCACUUAAAUUAUGUGCGAAGCGCUAAUGUAGACACUCUAUGCAUAGACUUGCCUUCUUUUAUGCUCAAUGUUAUUUUAAAACCGCCAUUAUGAAAACGAUAUUAGAAGAUCACGAUGAUAGCGGUUGAAACGCUCUCGGCAGAUGAUACUUUUACUGCUGUUUAUUAUGUCCAUUCCUGUUAAAUUGACUGUGAUUUAAGGAUAUCGAUAGAAAUAGGUUUCUCUCUCGAAAGGAUUCGUUAUUAUCGGUUAUUAUUAUUAUUGCUAACAGCCGCCGGACUUCGCCGAGCGAUAUGUAUUCCGUUACGAUUAUUAUUUUUUAUUCGGUUUAGCAUGUUCCCGUCUAGUUGAGGCCACAGGCGGAGAUUUCUAUAGAUCGAUAGGCGAUUUCGCGUCGUUCGGAUAUCUUCGUCAACUAUGCUAGGGAGGCGCGAUGAUACGAAAGAGAGAAACGCAACGAUCAGUGUGUGUACGUAAAUAUGCGUACAAUGGAGCGAAUGGGAAAUCAACAUAAACAAGCCAAGAAUCAUACUUUGAUAUUUUACGAUAUAUACUCCUGACAGACCUCGCAUAUUUUAUUUAUAAGUCGUCUUCUCGGAGAGGUGUGGACGGUUCGAUACUUGCAACGAUCCCCGCCAUUACAUCAUUCGUCUCGAAAUAGUCAAGAAAAAGAGUAAACUUUCGUGCUUUACCACCUCAUCACCGGGUUCGACGUCACCGCUUUUACCGAUCAUAACCCGAACAUCAUCGAUCGAUCAUUUUCACGCAUGAUCGAGAUAUCUCACGUUCGCUCACCCAUUCCAUCGAAUGUAUACCCGCGUCGGUCUCACAUUUCAAUGGUGAUCUGUAGAUCCGCGAAAAAGAACGAAAAUAAGGAAGAAGAUGUCAUGCAUCACGACGAGCAGGCUGACUGGGAAAUCAAGCGACGGAAAAGAGACGAGCUCUUCCGUUCGUCGAUUGAUCAUCUAUCGCACAUUAUGAAAGCCGACAAAACUGCCAUUGUUACGAUUGACAUAAGUCAAACUCGAGGAUGAGAUGACGAUGUGCUCGAAGCCCUUCUCGGCUGACUUUCACGACAUCGCCCGAAAUCAUCACCUCCAUAUCAUUCAUACUAGUGUUGCGUCAAUAGUCGGAGGGCCGAAGCGCACAUUUUCACCGCAUGCUCGAGUGCGAUUCACGCUCAAUUCUUGAUCAUGAUGAUAAUUCCCGUGUGUCCUUCGUGUGAUUCUUUAACGCGUUCAGUGCCGCAUCGUUCGUGCCGUUGACCGGCCUUGUAACAUGUAUCGACAAAAAGAACUAUAUUUACAUUAUAUAUAUAUAUAUAUAUAUAUAUGCGUGUGUGUAUAUGUAUAUUUAGAAAUUUACAAUAUAGAGGAAGCGUAUCAAAGGAGUAAUAACAUGAUUGUGUUUGUAAAGAAACAUUUAUUUGCGUUCAAUUUGCGAUCUUAGGACGUAUAAUCUCUCUAAUCAGGUUUCCGCGAAAUUAAUCAAAAUGUAUGCGACACUGAACGCUUUAAAUUAGCAAGAGCUGAACUGAAUCGCCGUGUUCCGAAUGAUACGGAAGUACGAAUUAUGGGCGAGCGAAUACUCGAUGCGACACUGCCUCGUUAUUUAUUACACCGCGACAGAAAAUGGCCCGAUUAAGAUCCAUAUCAAUCUCCCUGUAUUACUAUUAAGGGUCGGAUUACGUUUGUUAUUAUUGACAACGCGUGGUUCUCGCGAUUUCUCGAUAGGUUUACUGAUUGCGAUUCUGACGAAAAAUAACAAUCGAGGAUCUUGAUACAUCGCGUUUUUACGAUCGUGAAACCAUCAAGGAGACUUUUGAACGCGUUAAGAUUACGAACGAGACGAUCGGACGAAAUCCAACGUACUACUAACACGAAUAACCUCGUAUUCAUUAGCGAUAUUAUUGUUUGUAAUUCAUUGGCUAUAUUAUCUCUAAUACAUCGAUAUAAUUGUAGGAGAGAUGUAAGGACUUUAUCGAUACUUUCUAAUGGUAACUUUCGAGGAUAUAUAGAUGUUCCCGCGGGAAAUUGAAGAGUGGAAAUUAAAUAUCAGCUAUGUAUCGCGAACUAUAAUUAGAGAACUACUAAUAAAGGGGAUGUUUCAUGUUUGCAGAAAUGCUUGUUUAUCAAUUUAAUGUCACGAGCACGCGAUAUUAUUUUAAACAUUCGUAGCAUCUUGAAGCAUUAAAUCAGCGAGCGCUAUUAAAUAUCGUGAAAAAAAUGCAAGUUUCUUCAUAACUAAGAAUAUUAGUUUGAAAUGUUGCAUCGAAUCUUCGGCUGGUAUUUAAUUUCCAUUCUUCAAUUGUUCCUACGAGCCCGCUUCUUCGCAUUUUCCCUUCUUUCCUCUUCUACUUCUUCUCCCCCUGCCCUUUCUGUUCCUUCAUUUUUUCGGCGGAUCGCUUUAUAUUUUUCACGAGGGAAGAUUAUAGUUACGUCAUUGUCAUUUGGUGUUUUUGCAAAUAUUGAUAUGUGUGCAGUAAGUUGUGAGAACACGAGCGAUUUGGUGUUUGAUUUGAUUUGAUGUUAGAUCGCGACGCGUCGAUCUUGCGAUCGAUGAAAUCCCUAUAUACGUUUCCUGGAUAAAUACGAGUCCCGAAAGAUAUGCACUGUACAGAACGAAUCAAUAAAUUCUGUUCUCUCUGAAUUUUGACUGCAUUAGUAGAGCAAAAUAAAUGAAUUUUGCAACUAGAA